Trametes versicolor FP-101664 SS1 is the source of this 735-nucleotide messenger RNA. RefSeq lists its product as uncharacterized. Bases 1 to 735 code for a protein of 244 amino acids. The transcript is spliced from 3 exons. The record is from RefSeq and is a predicted model, not a curated record. NCBI's taxonomy places the organism in Eukaryota, Fungi, Basidiomycota, Agaricomycetes, Polyporales, Polyporaceae.
AUGGUCGCAAUCGUGAACGCCCUCUUCGCUACGGCGAUCGCCCAGCUCACCUCGUCGUGGUCCUGGCUGUACGGGAAGCCGUCCUUCCAGCUCGCGGGCUGCUCGAUCGACACGUUCGUGCCUGCGUUCCCGAGCGGGCAGACACAGCUCGUCGCGCCGACCGUCCCGCCCAACUUCAUCGGGCUCGCAUUCGGCGUGCAGAACUACACUUGCUCUGCCUCGAACAACUUCACGAGCACGGGCGCGGUCGCGGAGCUCAUAGACGUCUCCUGCAUCGUCUCCCAGCCCUCGUUCGCGACGCUCCAGAACGACCUCUUCAACGCGUGGACGAACCUCAUCCCGUACCCGAUCCAGGCGGUCAUCGACCUCCUGCACCUCGUGAACCCCCCAGAGGUGCUCGCGCAGCACUAUUUCGUCACGAACCCGACCACGGGCCAGGGCGUCAGCCCGAAGUGGGACUUCACGUCCUCGGGCGCGUUCCAGGGAAACCAGAACGCGUACAUCAUCGCGAAGGGCAAGGGCACGCUGCCGGCGCCGACGAACUCGACGCGCGAUGUUGCGUGGCUGGAUGUCACGGGGAUUCAGGGCGAGAUUGCGAGCGAGGUGUUCCGCUUCGACACGGUGGGCGGGCAGCCCCCGUCUUCGUGCGUGUCGGGUCAGACUCCGGACAUAUCGGUCAAAUACGUCUCGAAGUACAGUAAGUAUACGUUUCUUCUGUGUUGUGCUUGUGCCUAG